AAAAUGGUGGUCGCAGAUUUGAUUUCAUUAGGAGAGCGAAUUUUUGGAAAUGGUACUCUGAUUAUUUCCCUGCUAAAUUGAUAAAGGAAAGCGAUUUGGAUCCAUCAAAAACUUAUGUAUUCGGUUAUCAUCCACAUGGCGUCAUCUCCGUUGGUGCUUGGAUAGCCUUUGCUACAGAAGCGACUGGCCAUUCUGAAUUGUUCCCUGGCAUUACAUGUCGCGUGUUGACACUUGCAGGCAAUUUCAAUAUACCGAUUUAUCGAGAUUAUCUUAUGGCCCAAGGUCUCGCUUCUGUGUCCCGUCAGUCUAUUAUGAACAUUUUGCGUAAGGGUCCUGGAAACGCUGUUAUGAUAGUUAUUGGUGGUGCUGGCGAGAGUUUAAGUGCACGCCCUGGUAUUAAUGACCUGAUUUUAAAAAAGAGGUUGGGCUUUAUCAGAAUAGCCUUUAAGAGCGGUGCGUCAUUGUGCCCUGUGUUUUCGUUUGGUGAAAAUGAUAUAUGGGAUCAAGCUAACAAUCCUAAAGGAAGCAAAAUUUGGAAAUUCCAAAAAUCUAUGCAAAGUCUUUCUGGUUGGACAUUGCCACUAUUUCAUGGUCGUGGUUUAUUUAAUUACGACUGGGGUGUUUUACCUCAUAGAAGACCUAUCACUACAAUUGUGGGAACCCCUAUUGAUGUUGUACAAAAUGAUAACCCUACGGAUGAAGAGGUGCUUGAAGUACAGAAAAAAUACAUUGCGGGAUUGUAUGAGAUUUGGAAUAAAUACAAAGACAUUUAUGCUAAGGAUAGAAAACGAGAAUUAACGAUUGUAGAAUAA
Molecule: messenger RNA, 812 nt
Organism: Cetraspora pellucida
Lineage: Eukaryota; Fungi; Glomeromycota; Glomeromycetes; Diversisporales; Gigasporaceae
Source: the annotation of a GenBank genome assembly